GAAGAUGGCUUGGACCUAGGCGUCUGCGGGGAGGCGUCUCUUCCGCGGCCCCCGUCUCACUGGCCGCCGCCUCCUUCGGCUCCCGCGCCGAGCAGCCGGCUCUGGAGAGGUCUCCCAGGGGCCCCACGUUGCUGCCCCGGUUCCCUCCCCGGGGUGACAGUGCAUGCCCAGCGCUUCUUGCGGGGACGCUCCCGGGCGGCGCGCGGCGGCGGGGCUGCCCUUCGCCUGCGGACGUGGACCUGGGGGAGCCGGGGCGUGAAGGGCGGCUCUUCUCGGCGCGGUCUGCGCUCGCCUGGGCUCCAUCACCGCGACCCCCGGCGAGGCGUCCUUAAAGGGAAGCUGGUGUCCCAGAAAAGUGACGAGGAGCCCACUUGACUUGGUAUCAGAGUGAAAGAAAAUGUCUUUAUUUAAAGCCCGUGAUUGGUGGUCUACUGUUCUGGGAGAAAAAGAAGAAUUUGACCAAGGUUGUUUGUGUUUGGCUGAUGUUGACAAUAGUGGAAAUGGACAAGAUAAAAUAAUUGUGGGUAGCUUCACGGGGUACCUAAGAAUCUUUAACCCCCAUCCUGUAAGAACAGGAGAUGGAACUCAGGCUGAAGAUUUACUUCUAGAAGUGCAUCUGCGAGACCCAAUCCUUCAAGUGGAAGUGGGAAAGUUUGUUUCAGGAACUGAAAUGCUUCAUUUGGCUGUAUUGCAUUCUAGAAAACUUUGUGUCUAUGCCGUCUCAGGAACCUUGGGCAAUGUGGAACAUGGGAAUCAAUAUCAGAUCAAGCUAAUGUAUGAACACAACCUUCAGAGGACAGCCUGCAACAUGACUUAUGGGCCCUUUGGUGGUAUCAAAGGUCGAGAUUUAAUUUGUAUCCAGUCUAUGGAUGGGAUGCUGAUGGCAUUUGAACAGGAGAGCUACGCUUUCGGGAGGUUUCUCCCCGGAUGUCUUCUGCCCGGUCCUCUCGCUUACAGUUCCCGUACAGACUCCUUCAUUACUGUCUCCUCCUGCCGACACGUGGAAAGUUACAAGUACCAAGUACUUGCUUUUGCAACAGAUGCAGACAGAAGGCAGGAGGCUGAACAUCAGAAACUCGGUUCUGGAAAAAGACUAGUUGUGGACUGGACUCUGAACAUUGGAGAGCAAGCCCUUGAUAUAUGUGUUGUCUCUUUCAAUCAGUCUGCAUCUUUGGUUUUUGUUCUUGGUGAAAGAAACUUUUUUUGCCUCAAGGAUAAUGGACAAAUUCGGUUUAUGAAGAAACUUGAUUGUAGCCCAAGUUGCUUCCUCCCAUAUUGCUCAGUUUCUGAAGGAACAACCAAUAUUCUGAUCGGGAACCACAGAAGCCUGUUGCACAUUUAUCAGGAUGUGACGCUGAAGUGGGCCACGCAGCUGCCCCACGUGCCCGUGGCAGUAAGAGUGGGCAAUUUGCAUGACUUAAAGGGAGUGAUCGUCACUCUUAGUGAUGAUGGCCGCUUGCAGUGCUCCUACCUGGGGACAGACCCUUCUCUGUUCCAAGCUCCGAAAGUUGAGUCUAGAGAACUGAACUAUGAUGAGCUUGAUGUAGAAAUGAAGGAACUUCAGAAAAUCAUCAGAGAUGUCAAGUCACAAGGUGUUUGGCCCAUGACUGAGAGAGAAGAAGACUUGAGAAUCUCUGCUGUAGUUUCUCCUAACCUUGACUCAGUAUCUCAAGCCACUAAUGCUGAAGUUGGAAAUGAUUUUGUCCCUUCCAUCACAGUGAAGCUCACGCUGCAGAAUCGAGUGGUGUUGCACAAAGCCAAAUUAUCCAUCUAUGUACAACCACCGUUAGCGCUGACUUGUGAUCAGUUUACCUUCGACUUCAUAGAACCAGAGGUGACGAACACUGCAGUGGUUUCUGUUUAUCUGGCAAGAAGUUACACCGCAUCUGAACUAGAAGGAAAUGCUGUUGUUUCUUACUUCAGACCGACAGAUCGAAAUCCUGAUGGUAUUCCUCGGGUUAACCAAUGUAAAUUUAGACUUCCCCUAAAAUUAAUCUGCGUACCAGAUCAGCCUUCAAAGUCUGCAAACCACAAGCUAACGAUUGACACCAACAAGCCUCCUGUCAACCUGCUUAGUCUCUUCCCAGGCUUUGCCAGUCAGUCCGACGAUGAUCAGGUCAAUAUUUUGGGUUUUCGGUUCUUAGGAGGUUCCCGGAUCACUCUUCUUGCUUCAAAAACCUCUCAACGUUACCGCAUUCAGAGUGAACAUUUUGAAGAUCUUUGGCUCAUAACAAAGGAACUUAUUCUCCACCUUAAGGAACAUUUUGAAAAACAGGGAAUCAAAGAUUUCACAUGUUCAUUUUCUGGACCUGUACCCCUUCAAGAAUACUUUGAGUUGAUUGACCAUCAUUUUGAGCUACGGAUAAAUGGUGAAAAAUUAGAAGAACUCUUGUCUGAAAGAGCUGUACAAUUUCGGGCCAUCCAGCGCCGACUAUUAACAAGGUUCAAAGACAAAACACCUGCCCCACUCCAACACCUGGACACCUUACUAGAUGGCACUUACAAGCAGGUAAUUGCUCUAGCAGAUGCAGUUGAGAAAAACCAGGACGAUCUGUUCCAGUCAUUUGCCAGGCUGAAAAGUGCCACCCGGCUGGUGAUUAUGUUGAUCGGGUUGUGGCAGAAGCUGAGCACUGACCAGAUGGCUAUUCUGGAAGCAGCAUUUUUGCCACUACAGGAAGAUGUGCAAGAAUUGGGCUGGGAAGAAAUGGUAGAUGCCGCUGUUGCCCACCUGUUGAAGACCUGCCUGUCAAAGAGUUCAAAGGAGCAGGCUUUGAACCUCAGCAGCCAAUUGAACAUGCCCAAAGACACGAGCCGGCUGAAGAAACACAUCACUCUGCUGUGUGAGAGAUUAGCCAAGGGCGGCCGUCUCUGCGUGAGUACAGAUGCCGCAGCCCCACAGCCCAUAGUCAUGCCAGGUGGUUCCACUCCAAUCCCAGAAUCAGACUUAGAGGAAAGAUCUCUAGAAGACUCAGCAGACCUGUUUACCAAUCACAAGCACCUUAUCACAGAGACCCCCACGUGUGAUGUUCCAGCCUUGCAAGGAGUUUUGGAAUAGUCCAAGGACGCAGAACUAGUUUAGAGGAAGAUGCCCUUCCUGACCCUGGGUGACGUCAUGUUAACACAGGCAUGGGCUGGCCCUGGCGCUGCAUGAAGCUCUCUUGGAGGUGACUGUGUGAAGAUGGUGGUCAGCCUUUUUAUUUUGCAAGGAAGACUUGGAAUGUCAUGAAUAAGUCAGCUGAAAGUCAAAAUCUGUCUCUUCUUUCUUGGAGUUCAGUCACAGGGACAGCAAGAUAACAUAGCGGGGCACAGACUUCGUAAUGCAGGAUCCAGAUCCAAGCUAUUUUGAUAGUCCAUUUUUUCCACAGAGUUCUUAUGUAGUAAAUGUAUCAAGUUUAAUAAAGCAUCUAAUUAUCAAAAAAUAACUUGGGAUUGAUUUAUAA
Messenger RNA from Jaculus jaculus (lesser Egyptian jerboa), 3440 nucleotides. RefSeq names its product Bardet-Biedl syndrome 9 (gene Bbs9). The transcript has 23 exons. Gene Ontology annotation, cellular component: BBSome; membrane. Gene Ontology annotation, biological process: cilium assembly. Bases 398 to 3055 code for a protein of 885 amino acids. Lineage: Eukaryota; Metazoa; Chordata; Mammalia; Rodentia; Dipodidae. The record is from RefSeq and is a predicted model, not a curated record.